Molecule: messenger RNA, 1143 nt
Organism: Ctenocephalides felis (cat flea)
Lineage: Eukaryota; Metazoa; Arthropoda; Insecta; Siphonaptera; Pulicidae
Product: gastrula zinc finger protein xFG20-1-like
Exons: 4
Coding region: 1-1143 (380 amino acids)
Source: RefSeq, a predicted model, not a curated record
AUGGACAGCAACUUUUUCUGUACCGAGUGUCAGAUUCCAUUCACAGCUCGUAGCUCCUUGUAUCGCCACAUGAGACAAAAACAUGACAAAGAGCCAAGAGCUGUUUAUCCCAAUGCGUGUGCUUUCUGCCUUAAAACUUUUAAAUUUAAAUAUUUAUUAACUCGUCAUGUGAGCCAAGUUCAUAAUAAUAUCCCUAACCCUUCACCUGCCCAGUCUUCUUCGGUAUCUUUUGAAGACAUUACACACCUUUCCUCCUCCACUAAAACAAAUAUAAAGCAUCCUUCUUUACCCACCUCAUAUACUACUACAUGUUUGACAUCACCUUACAAUUUGCUUUCACCCACAUCAGAUCCUCUUCACAAACAUCCCCACGUAAGUUUAUCGCCACAUCCUUGUACUUCCUCUACCAAAGUUCAAAUUCACACGCCUCCCAUUCCCAGUUCCCCAAUCAGUACUAAGGAAAAUUUUACAGGUACACCAUCAACAAAAGAGAAACUAAGAUAUCCACUUUCUGCUUGCUCAUCUUUUACCUCUGCUCCUUCCAUAUCAGAUCGUCUUCACAAACAUUCCCACGUAAGUUUAUCGCCACAUCCUUGUACUUCCUCUACCAAAGUUCAAAUUCACACGCCUCCCAUUCCCAGUUCCUCAAUCAGUACUAAGGAAAAUUUUAUAGGUACACCAUCAAGGAAAACCAGAAUAAGAUGUCCACUCCCUCCCUGCUCCUCUGUUUUUUCUAGGUACACAAGUUUAUACGAUCAUAUUGAGUUUUAUCACAAAACUACAAUUGAUUAUGAACAGUUUGUGUUUCAAAACAUUAAAGGUUUGAAGUUUUUUCUUUCAGUCCAGGCCCAGAACAAAACUCCAAUUGCCUGGAGCCCAGAAUUUCUUAAGGCUUUUGAUGACAUAAAGAAAGCACUUGUAAAUGCAGCACUACUUCUAUAUCCAGAUGCUUCAGCCAACAUUUGCUUGGUGACGGAUGCCUCUACAACAGCUAUUGGUGCUACCCUGGAGCGGGAAGAAAAUGGUGCCUGGCAACCAAUUGGUUUCUACUCCAGACAACUAACAAAAACAGAACAGAAGUAUUCAACAUAUGAUCGAGAGCUACUUGGCAUAUUUGCUGCUAUAAAGUUAAUGUCAAGGUGA